Molecule: messenger RNA, 1419 nt
Organism: Fusarium tjaetaba
Lineage: Eukaryota; Fungi; Ascomycota; Sordariomycetes; Hypocreales; Nectriaceae
Exons: 2
Coding region: 1-1419 (472 amino acids)
Biological process (GO): protein dephosphorylation
Molecular function (GO): protein tyrosine phosphatase activity
Source: RefSeq, a predicted model, not a curated record
AUGGACAGGAUCCCCAAGUUCAGGCGCAAACCCAAGAACCCCACGAUCCAGACCUCCGUCGAACGCUCCAGCAGCGAUACUGCCGAUAGUAUCGCCAGUACCGAGUUACAGGCUGCAACUUUGCAGUCGCAACAACUGGACGGGCAACAAGUCCUACCACAAAAGUCAAAGCUCUCAAAGAGGGCCGCUUUCAGAAAUUUCCGUUUGCGCGGCUCCACAAAGAGAGCGCGCGACAGUCCACCCGUCGAGUUGCCUUCCAGUCCUCCGCCGGCCGUCGUGAGCCAUGACGGUGUCAAGAGUCGACCCGUCACGGCCGAAGGCGAUGCGCUGGCUCAUUCAAAGGGGUCAGGUCCCCGAAUUCCUGCCUUUUUGGAAUCUUCGAUGCAGGAUAUUGAUUUCAAAUUCCAGGAGUUAACGUGGGCGGAACGAGACCGAGUUCUUGAGGGCACAAAGAAUGAGGGGGAUGAAGACUUCAAAUGGGGGACUUUCAAGCAGGUUGACACCCAGGAGAAGGGUGUGAUGGAUCGCUACAUCAACAUCAAGCCUUGGAAUCACAACCGAGUCAAACUGCAGGUCCCUGAGGAUGAGCUUGACUAUGUCAACGCUUCCGAGAUCACUCUCACCUCGCCUUCUGAUCCUAGCCGUGAGCCGUUACGAUACAUCGCCAUGCAAGGGCCAACGCAGCCAUCGAUCGACUAUGUCUGGCGCAUGAUUGCAGAGCAAAUGUCUUCACCUGCCGUUAUCGUGCAGCUGACAACCAUGGCAGAGGGUGGAGUUGUCAAAUGUCACCAAUACUUCCCCGAUAACCAAGAUCACCCUACCUGGACUCUGAACGAACACGAUGCGUGGAACGAUGACUGGCAGGCCCAGAUCACGUACGAUUCUUUCGAGGAACUAGCUGAAGGUGCUAUUGAGAAGCGCAAGCUACUUAUGCACCUGAAAGAUGAAGAAGAGCCCCGGGUCGUGUGGCACCUUCUGUAUAGACGAUGGCCUGACUUUGGGGUUCCCGAACUUGAAGAUCUCGAUGGCUUCUUUGACCUCAUGCGAAUUUCGCGCGAGCUGAGCGCGCCCGAGAACCCGCGAAUCAUCCAUUGUAGUGCUGGUGUUGGCCGAACCGGCACCUUCAUUACACUUGAGCAUCUAAUGCGCGAGCUAGAACUGGGCACCUUUGAGAAGUAUGACGAGCCAGUAGAGGGUCCGGAUCUGGUUUUCGAGACGGUCGACCAUCUCCGAGAGCAGCGUGUUGGCAUGGUUCAGGGCCGUCCUCAAUUCAUGUUCAUUUACCAAGUUAUGCGGAAACUAUGGCAAGAUAAAUAUGGAGUCGAUGAAGAGGGCAAUGAGCCUGCAGCUAAGAGGCUGGAAGUUGGCGAUCCAUUCAUAGAUGACUCGGUAUCCGACUCUACGCAAGCCAACCACUAG